Phytophthora megakarya is the source of this 729-nucleotide messenger RNA. The record is from the annotation of a GenBank genome assembly. NCBI's taxonomy places the organism in Eukaryota, Oomycota, Peronosporomycetes, Peronosporales, Peronosporaceae.
AUGAUCCAAGAAGUGCUACACAACUGUCAUGAAUCCAUUGAAGAAGGACACCAAGGGGUCGUUCGCUCUUACCAAAGAGUGAAACACGACUACUACUAUAUCGGUCUCUACGCAAAUGUAGAGAAACAUGUGAAAUCAUGUCUCGACUGCAGCUCGAGUAAGAGUUUGCCGCAGCUCAAAGGCUACUCACCUGGCAAUGUGCUCGCCGAGCGACCAUUCCAGGUGGUGUCAAUGGACUUUGUGAUCCCUCUACCGAGAUCUCGUCGAGGAAACACUGUCUUGUUGCUAUGGCAGUGCUCGUUUACUGGGUUUGUGAUCGCUAAAGCGAUGUCCGACACCGAUGCUCUGAUUGUGGCCAAGGUGUUCGAGGAAUGCAUCUACAGACGUUUUGGUGCACCGUCUCUUAUUCGACAUGACCGAGACCCACGCUUCAUGAGCGAGGUCUUUCAGGCAUUCGCCGAGUUAAUACAAGCAAGGUCAAGGUCAACGUUGAGCUAUCGCCCACAAGCGAAUGGGCAGCAAGAGCGGUCGGUCAAGACCGUGAUGCAGUCUGUCAAGGUCUAUGUGGAGGACCCGUUGCAGGAAGACUGGGAUGAGAUUGCUGAGCGACUAGUCUUUGCGAUCAACAACUCUCAUGAUAUGACCAGGAAAAAGACACCAUUCUACUUGGUACAUGGAUGGGGUGCCCAUACGACGUUACGAGCAACGACGACCUCGAGGUGUUGGUAA